AUGCAAACGCGAUGCCAUCAGUUCCUGUUAGAAGCUUUGUCCCCUUGCUCGCAGGUGGGCUGCACCUGCCUGAGCGUGGGCCACCCGCUCCUGGUCGGCAAGACCUUCGACGUGUGCAUCAUGGACGAGGCUGGGCAGACACUGCCAGCUUUUGUCUUUGAGACAAGUCGUCCUCAAGACACAAUCAUCAUGUUUCAAAGACUAAUCAACCCUCAACGUUUUGUGUAUAUUCUCGAAAGUGACCCGUCAAAAUUGUUGCGCGCAGCGUUGGGUCUGGCGCGAAGCUUCUGCCUUGUAGGGGACCACUACCAGCUGCCGCCCCUCGUGCAGAACCGCGACGCGGCCGCCGGCGGUUUAGCGCAGAGCCUCUUCCGCCACCUGUGCGAGGCCCACCCGCAGGUUUUAAGGGCAAUGUUAUCUGUCAAACAGGUGCUGGACCCUGCGCGGCGGGUGUUGUGGCUGGACACCGACGGCGUUCCUGGGCCCGAGACGCGCGCGGCCGACAACACAUGCAACGCCACCGAGGCCGCCGUCGUGGAGCGCAUCGUGGAAGCCCUGGCCGACUCCGGCAUUCCCCUUGACUCCAUCGGCGUCAUCUCCCCCUACCGCUCGCAGGCGCGGCACCGCUGCUUCUUUUCAGGAGCGGCGGCGCGCGGCUGGGCCGGCCUGGAGACGCUGACGGUGGACAAGUGCCAGGGCCGUGACAAGGACGCAGUGAUCGUGUCUCUGGUGCGCAGCAACGCAGAGCGCAGCGCCGGGAAGCUGCUGGCCGACUGGCGCAGGAUCAACGUUGCGCUGACGCGGCCGAAGGUGAAACUGGCGGUGAUCGGCAGCCCGGCAACGGUGGCGAGCGUGCCGGUGCUGGCCGCGCUCUGGCGGCUGUGCUGCGAGCGCGGCUGGGCCGUGCGUCUGCCGCAGGGUGCCCCGCAGGGAUGA
Messenger RNA from Coccomyxa subellipsoidea C-169, 936 nucleotides. RefSeq lists its product as hypothetical. Lineage: Eukaryota; Viridiplantae; Chlorophyta; Trebouxiophyceae; Coccomyxaceae. Gene Ontology annotation, molecular function: 5'-flap endonuclease activity. Gene Ontology annotation, cellular component: cytoplasm. The coding region runs from base 1 to 936 and encodes 311 amino acids. The record is from RefSeq and is a predicted model, not a curated record. Gene Ontology annotation, biological process: replication fork reversal. The transcript is spliced from 5 exons.